AUGCGAAAGGAAAUGUUUCUCCGCAUAGCGCGAGAUAAACACUCCUUUAACAGCAUUCAACCGUUACCGAAGCACUUUCAAUUUUUCCACAUAGGGGCGACAGAUGCUUCUGGUCGUCCCAGUUUUAACAUUUUCCAGAAAUGCACUUCUGCAAUACGCCAGUUAGCGUAUAGCUAUAAGGCUAAUGCUUUGGACGAGUACUUGCAAAUGGCUCAAAAUACGGGCUACCAGUGUUUAGACGCUUUCUGCAAGUGUGUGAUACACCUAUAUCAAAACGAGUACUUGAGAAGGCCAACAGAAGCAGAUAUCGAGCGGUUAACUGAGCAGGUUCAUGGUUUUCCGGGUAUGCUUGGUAGCAUAGAUUGCAUGCAUUGGGGGUGGAAGAACUGUCAUGUGGCAUGGCAAGGGCAGUACACGCGAGACGACAAGGGGCAUCCCACAAUCAUUCUUGAAGCGGUUGCUUCAUAUGAUUUGUGGAUCUGA
Erigeron canadensis is the source of this 483-nucleotide messenger RNA. RefSeq lists its product as uncharacterized. The transcript has a single exon. The coding region runs from base 1 to 483 and encodes 160 amino acids. The record is from RefSeq and is a predicted model, not a curated record. Lineage: Eukaryota; Viridiplantae; Streptophyta; Magnoliopsida; Asterales; Asteraceae.